CUGAUAAAUUCAUACGCGAAUGGAAACUUAUAGGUAUAAAGAGGAGCAACAAGGUCUCAUAAUAAGGACGCUCUUACAUAUUAUUCAUUUGGCACUUAUCAAUCUUACAAUUAAUUGUUGGUAACCCUUCAAAAUGCAAAAUCUUCCUAUUUAUGCCUUCGGAUUGUGUGCAGUAUUAAUUACUGCAAGUGGAAUCCAACUUCCCCGUGACCCUGUUCACUUUAAUGACGAUGGCACUUUCAAGAUUGUGACGUUUACAGACUUGCAUUAUGGAGAAGGCCCAGGAACUGAACAGGGCCCUGCAAACGACCUGAAAUCCACUAAAGUCAUGACUGACAUUCUUCGAUGGGAACACCCGGAUUUUGUGGUCUAUACUGGAGACCUUAUGUCGGCGGAGGUCAUGUUUCCUAAUGGGUCUGUUUAUGUGGAUAUGCUGCUCAAACCCGUUGUCGAUGGCGGUUAUCGUUGGGCGUCUACGUAUGGGAACCACGACAUUGGAAAUAAUGUGACGAGGGAGGAAAUUCUUGAAACUGAGCAGAAAUAUAAUUUGUCCUACACCCAACACGGCGUUGAUGGAGUUGAAGGCACAACGAAUUAUUUUGUGCCAAUCUAUCCCCCCAAAAAUGUAUCCAAUCCGUCUGAAGCGCCGUCACUGAUUUUAUGGUUUUUCGACACAAGAGGAGGUCGAAACUCAUCUGGGGGCAUUCCCGCAUACGUGCACGAAACUGCGGUGGAGUGGUUUGUACAAGAGCUUGCAAGUAUGAACGCUACUUGGGGACCCAUUCCUGCUCUCGCGUUUUUCCAUUAUCCAACAGCUGAGUAUAGUCCAAUUCACGACGAAAUUGAUCAACGUCCAGAAUGUCCUGGGCAGCAUGACGAUAUUGUGACACCUCAGGAGCGAGAUACUGGCUUCAUGCAGGCGCUUGUUAAUUCCGGCACUGUAAAGUCUGCAUUCGUUGGACACAAUCACGGAAACGGUUGGUGCUGCUAUUAUCAGUCGGUGGAUUUGUGCUACAAUCGGCAAUCUGGGCAUGGUGGGGGCUGGGUUGGUUGGACUCGAGGAUCUCGAGUAAUUACCUUGAACCACGCAACACUUUGGGGUCAGACCAACAGCUAUAUCAGACUUGAAAACGGAACAUUUACCGACUUUUUUCCUGUCAGAAACUUCACGCAACUGAAUUAAUUAGUAAAUUGUUGUAUAUGUAAUAUAAUUAUACAAAAAUUGGAAUAAAUCAUCGAAACAAUUCAA
Folsomia candida is the source of this 1249-nucleotide messenger RNA. Its product is annotated as probable inactive purple acid phosphatase 16. The transcript has 7 exons. NCBI's taxonomy places the organism in Eukaryota, Metazoa, Arthropoda, Collembola, Entomobryomorpha, Isotomidae. Gene Ontology annotation, molecular function: hydrolase activity, acting on ester bonds. The record is from RefSeq and is a predicted model, not a curated record. Gene Ontology annotation, cellular component: cytoplasm. The coding region runs from base 134 to 1183 and encodes 349 amino acids.